CAGCAACAAAUAUUUUCUCUCAUUCAUUCAAAAGUUCAAACCAAAGCAAAACGCAACUCUUAACGAAGAUAAUGAUGAUGAAGAAGAUUUUUGUUCAGAUCGCAGUGUUUUGUCUAUUGGCUACCUUCGCAGCCGUCUCCGGCCACGAAGGUCAUGUUCACAGCCCAGCUCCGGCACCGGGACCGGCAUCUAACUCAGCCGUCGUUCCAACCACCAACAUGUUAACCGGAUUGGCAUUUGCUGCCAUGGCUCUUGUUCUUGGUCUCAACCACUGAGUCAUCAUCACUACAUUCAUCGUUUCUUGUUUUGGUUCAGUUUCUAUAAAUUUGUUAAUUUAAAUGUUUUUUUUUGUUUUUAUCGAAAUUUCAUUUUGUUGUUUAUCUUAUUUGGUGAAUAAAAAAAAAACUCUAUUGGACGUAUGUUUUUCUGUUAUGAUUUGGAUUUUAAAUCCGAUUCAUAGGAAACGAGACACAGUAUCAAUCUCAAUGUAAAAUUACGAUAUAAUUUGCAAUCACUAGAUUCUA
Messenger RNA from Eruca vesicaria subsp. sativa (arugula), 524 nucleotides. The record is from the annotation of a GenBank genome assembly. NCBI's taxonomy places the organism in Eukaryota, Viridiplantae, Streptophyta, Magnoliopsida, Brassicales, Brassicaceae.